Molecule: messenger RNA, 1708 nt
Organism: Sebastes umbrosus (honeycomb rockfish)
Lineage: Eukaryota; Metazoa; Chordata; Actinopteri; Perciformes; Sebastidae
Gene: irf1b
Product: interferon regulatory factor 1b
Exons: 10
Coding region: 8-1093 (361 amino acids)
Biological process (GO): immune system process; regulation of transcription by RNA polymerase II
Cellular component (GO): nucleus
Molecular function (GO): RNA polymerase II cis-regulatory region sequence-specific DNA binding; DNA-binding transcription factor activity, RNA polymerase II-specific
Source: RefSeq, a predicted model, not a curated record
CCCUGACAUGCCCGCGCUCACAUAUAAAUAUGAGGCUGUUAGAGCUCAGUACUCACUUCUGAUCAAGACAGGUCUACUUCAAGUGGAUAACUCAAAGACGAAGAGAAGCUUCUCUGGAUCAAAACUCAAACCAAUCGGACUAUCCUUCUUGUGCAUUUUUCCUCUCACGGAUCAUAGAAACAAGCAAGAGUCUGCAAACAUGCCAGUGUCAAGGAUGAGGAUGAGGCCAUGGCUGGAGCAGCAGAUCGAGUCACAGUCUGUCUCCGGUCUGACUUGGUUGGACAAGGAUAAGACAAUGUUCUCCAUCCCCUGGAAGCAUGCCGCUCGACACGGCUGGGAGCUGGACAAAGACGCAUGUCUGUUCAAGCAGUGGGCCAUCCACACAGGGAAAUACGUGGAAGGUCAGGCCUGUGACCCAAAGACAUGGAAAGCCAACUUCCGCUGUGCCAUGAACUCGCUGCCCGACAUCGAGGAGGUGAAAGAUAGGAGCGUCAACAAAGGACACAAAGCUGUGCGUGUCUUCAGGAUGCUGCCUGCCAGCCCAAAAUGUAGAGACAAACGAAGCAAAUCAAAGGAAACAAAGCUGAGGAAGAAGGGCCCGAUGAUCAAGGUGGAGGAAGACGAAGACUGCAGCGACACUCACUCUCCCAUGCCUGAGUCAACGCAGGAAGACACCUCGUCCACUCAGGAGAACACAGUCGACAGCACAGUGCACACCGAGCAGCAAGACUUCACAUACGUGGCUCCAUCUGAGGUUCCUGACUGGUCUUUGUCAAUUGAAAUCGGCCCGAGUAGCUUUCCAAGCAACUUCUGCCAGAGAUUUGAAGUUUCACCUGAGCACAGCGACGAUUUCGACUACACCGACGACAUUAUCCAGAUUUGCCAGCAACUGGAGAGAGACUCAAACUGGAGUUUAGACGGCAAGGGGUUCCUGAGCAAUGAAGCAUGCACCAGUCCAGGGAGCCAGUGGAGUGAAUCUUCCUCAGUCGACGAGCUAGAGGAACUGCCACAGUACACGACUUUGGGCACAGACUUCUCAAACCCCACAGACGACUUGUGGAACAGCUUUUGUCAACAGAUGCCAAUGCUUUGAGAUCUUCAGGACAGGAAAGGGCAGGAUGGUGCUUUGAUACUUUGGACUUUUGAAAAGCUCAUCCUGCCCGCCAUACUCCCACCUACCCAUCAUCAUCAUCAUCAUCAUCCUUCCAGGCGGUGAUGGGCGGUGUCAACACUUUAAGCUACAACGCCACCCCUCCCCCCCAACGUGUGCCGCGUGUUUGACGCUCGGUAGCAGUUCAUAGAGCUUUCCUGUGUGAAGUUAUGAAGAGAAGUUAGGAAGUGCCCUGUUGUGCUACUCAUAAGCUGUUCAUUGUCUAUGUCAUUGGCUGGUUCAAGGCAUUUUGAUGCUCAGUUUAUUUGUGACGAUGUUGUAAUAGCACAGGAAUUGUUUUUGUUCAGGCAGGACAGGAUCAUACUCAACAUAUGCGCUCAACAUUUGACAGGUAGUUAAUGUACAGUACAGUAAUUCACAUAAUAGCAGUUUUUCCGUUAUGUGCACAAGCCCAUUUUAGUUGAGUUUCUAGUAACUUCUGGUGAAAGCUCUACUUCAAAAAUUGUUUGCUUAAAGCAGUUGUUUAAAACUAUGUGUGUAUAUAGUUGUUCUUGUUUGUGUGUGUUUUUUAUAAAAUAAAAAAAAUCUAAAUGUGAA